Durusdinium trenchii is the source of this 1612-nucleotide messenger RNA. NCBI's taxonomy places the organism in Eukaryota, Dinophyceae, Suessiales, Symbiodiniaceae. The record is from the annotation of a GenBank genome assembly.
GGCGGCGAUCCAGACAGCCAACAAGAAGAGCUGCUGGACUACCAUGGAGUACUCUGCCUGCCGGCUCAUGUCCACUGCGCAGCCGAAGCUCAAUGAUUGUCACCAGCCCUAUGAGAAGGACAUCCACAUGCAGAAGGGCUUGGGCUGGACCUUCUUCACGGACACCACCUUUGCGUACUGGAAGAGCUCCGAUUGCGGCCUCUCGUCCCGCGCGAUCUCGGUGAAUAUGUGGGCCGCCGAGGUGAGCUUCCCAGCAACCUUCACUCGCACCACAUGGUACCAGUCCGACCCUGACGCGCGCUUUGAGUUGAGCACCGAACGAUUGGAUUCAGCGUAUGCCGGCCGUGCCAGUCCAUGUAAGAGCACCGGCGGUGGCUGCAUGGGCUUGGAUCAGAUGCUGAUCCAAGAUACCGAUGGCACUUUGACAGGAAUGGGUGCUGAGCAUGCCAGCAUCCUGCCCUACACACCCCGCACGGAUAUCGUGUGGGCUUCGAUGUGCAACAACAGCCUCCAUGACACCACCAUUGGCGCACAGGUGUGUCCCAACAUCUCUGUGGAUCUACUGGAGAUGAAGAACAUCGAUCGCGGGGCAAAGGACGUGAAGUUUGGUCCUUUGGUCCUCACGCCCGAUGAGGAGGAAGACAACGGCUUUGAGGGCGGUGUCUUGAGUAGCGUUGGGCCCUUCUAUGCGAGCUGCCCAUGUGGUUGGGACUUCUCCUUCUACCAUGUGCUCAUCCAACCCGAUACGACCUACUACAUGGAGGUCUUGUCCUUGCCGGAAAAUUUCAAGCUCCGCUACUGGAACACGCAAACCACAGAGUCUGUGCUGCUGGAAAUCUUCUAUCCGGACUCACGUGGUGUGAACGUCUUCGUGGGCAACGCCAAGAAGCCUGAUAUGGCCCUGAAGCUGGGCCGCAAGCCCACACUAGACGACGAGCAUGGAGCCCAUGUGGUGGAUGCUCAAGCGCUGCGCUUGUACGUGACCAUGCGGGGCUCACAAGCCGGAUUCGAUGCCCGACAGGACCUCACCAUCCGGCGCACGCCGACGGUGAAGUUGAAGAUGAACAUCGAGAUCUCCAUCGAAGAGUUCAACGGGCCGACCUUCCAGACGAACUUGGCCAUUCUGCUGGGCAUCCCUCCGGAGCGGAUCAUUGUGGCCUCUGUCCAGGCUCGUCGUCGUUUGAAGCUGGUGGAGAUGACAGAAGACGCAGAGCUGUCAUGCUUUGAGGAUCACUGUCAGCGAGGCCGUCGCUUGGCCACGGUGGACCAGACGGCACUGGACAUCAGCAUCGAACCUUCAGCCGACGCGGCGAGCGGGAGAUCAGAUCGGCUGGACAGUGUUGUCGGCUCGGGCUUCCUGGGUGGGCAGCAGCUGCCACGGGUGGCGACUCAUCCAGUUCAGGCGGGCGGCCGCAGCACCGGGCGGCCUCGGAAGCUCAGAGCUGCGGAUGGACGGGACUCAGGAAAGGAGACGCAGCAUGCGUCGGUCUCGGUCAAGAGACGCAGCAACGCAGUUGGCACAGCGACCGGGACCUUUUGCGUUGGCACUUCGAGUUUGAAUGACACGCGCGCGCUGCAGCUGCGAGCAGACCAUGCAGAUCGUGUAGUCUAG